AUGCUUCAUACUGAGAACAGACAGGAACAUAUUCUUGCUGGAGGUGAAGGAGGAGCUAAAACAAGUCGCCUUACAUUUCCCGAAAAUUACCUGAGUUCUAUUGCGCGACCACGCGGACCAGUGGAGUUGUCCCCGUCUCCGUAUAUUGAACAAGAGUCUCUAGAAGUACCUUUACCACCGCAGCUAACAUUUGGCGGAGAGAGGACUUCAACGUCAUUUCCUGGACCCGAAACGAGGUCAAGGAGUCGAAGUCCAUCACCCCAUAUUAGGAAUCCUAAGCGAAGUCCUCUGCGUGUCCGUCUCGAAGGACCUUCAAGCGAAGCUGGCUUUUUGCAGUCGUUCUUUGCGAGUGGAUGGAAGAUGGACAAAUAAAAGCAGUAGUAUGUAAACGCGUACGGUACAGUACAUUAUGUUUGUCCUACUCCUAGUCGUACCUUCCGGUCCCGUAGUUGUAGAUGAUGAUAUUAUAACUCGAAUUUUUAGGUAAGUUAAUAAUCAGUACUCGUCUGUUAAACCAACCAAGAUUAAAAAUAGCAUAUCCACCAUCCAGAUUUUUCCUGAAUCCUUUUCCUAGAUGAUAGCUGCAGAAGAUGUAGAUGAUCAAUUUAGCCGAGAUGAUGACGAUGUAGAAGAUUUUCACGUGCACUUGCAUGACGUGAAGCAGAGCAACAAGCCGAUAUUAUUGCUGGUUCACUUUCAAGUUAAGAUGAAGACAAAGACUUUUAAAAAAUUGUUGGCGUUCUGAGACGAGAAACAAAGAGAUUGAAGGCAGGAAGGGUCAAGUGCACGCCAGCUGCAGGUAAGACGAGAGGAC
Amoebophrya sp. A25 is the source of this 814-nucleotide messenger RNA. NCBI's taxonomy places the organism in Eukaryota, Dinophyceae, Syndiniales, Amoebophryaceae. The record is from the annotation of a GenBank genome assembly.